GUUAAAUUUUUUGUUUUGGUGUCUGAAUGUCCAAUGGAGCUAGUGCCUAUGCCGCUUCAGAUAUGACGUCUUCUUUCGGAAUUAUGACCGUUACGCGCACACCGUGUGAGCUCGACAAAAUGAGCCUUUUCCAGGAUCUGAAACUGAAAAGAAGAAAAGUAGAUUCUCGAUGUAGCAGUGACGGCGAGUCCGUCGCCGAUACUAGCACCUCAUCACCAGACAUAGUUUGUCCACCAAGUCCAAAAAUCAUAUCAUCGGAGCUCACAAUGGCAACAUCUGCGCGUAGCCCACAAAGUCCAGAUUCAUUGACAAGCGGAGGAGGAGGAGGAACAACAGAUCGUGGUAACCCAGAACGUGAUGGUUCAUCCGAAUUACUAUGCAGUAUGGGUGAAGAACCAACGAAUUCAAGUGUAUUUGAUGGUGGGGGUCGUCGAAGUAGUACACCACAACAAAGUGUCAAUCCAACACCCCCACCACCAGAACCGUUUCCAUCACAGACUCCCCCACCACAAAGUGUUAUUCGAGCACCACAACAACACUGCCCUCCAAGUCCUCAACAACAAACGACCGUACGAACAAUCAGUACAAAUCAUCAUCAAAGAGGAAUCAAACGAUCCCAUAGUCCAACGUUCCAUUCUCCCCAUGAUGUUAGUCCGGUAAGAUGUCAGCAAACACCACCACCUCAAUCAAAUGCUGUAAAUGUUAUAAAUGUAACCACCAGUAAUUCUCCACAAAAUACACAAUCUUCACCACCGAUUUCACCUUCAACGCCUCAACAGGUGAUGCGUCAAAGUCCCUUACAUUUUAUUUCACAACAUCCGCCCGAAAGUCCUCACUCACGGCAAUCUCCUAUACCCCCGUCGAAUAAUCAACAAGAAAUAUCCAUAAUGUAUAAUCGACAAAACUCGAAUAAAAAUGAAAAUUCGAGCAAUGUUCGAACCAUACAACAUAGUCCCAGCAUACAAAUCAAAACAGAACCACAAUCAACUUAUUUAAUACGUCAAAGUCCGCUACAUAUUUUAAAAGAAUCAUCUCGACCGCAAAGUCCAAAUAAUCCAAGUGGUGUAGCCACAAUUCGUCAUACACCACAAAGCCCAAUCCAUAAUAUUCGUCAGAGUCCCGUGCACUUACAAAUAUCCCCAACUAGUUUACACAUAAAACAAUGUCCAUCAAGUCCUGUACACCAUAACAUGUCGUCACCUCGUCAAAGUCCUAUCCAACACAUACAACAAGGACAACCAACGUCACAAUCUCCAGGUUCCCCACGUCGUAUCAAUAGUCCUUUAUCUAGAAAUACUCCAGGUGUGAUCACAUCACAACAAGCAGCUGUAAUACAAUCACAAUUUUGGGUACAAAAUACACGAAUCAAUGGUGUUAAACCAGAAUUAAUUGGUGGUAGCUUUGGCGCUACAACAACCGGAGGUUUAUUAGGCGCAACGCAUCAAGAUAUGAAACCACCGUUAAUUGUACAAAGAAGUGCGGCCACAACUAGUCCACAGAUACGACCGACGCCAACUGUAAUAAUGGGGGAAGUAGGUGGUGUCCGAACAAUGAUUUGGUCACAACCGCCUAGUAAUUUAAGCGUAACAACUCCACAAACAUCAUCGCUAGAUCCAGCACAAUUACAUGCAUCCACAUCGAGUUGGAGCAGUUCAAAUAGUUCCAGUUCAACAAUCGGAACAAAUCCUGAAGAGAGUGCUGCGCAAAUGUUAUUAACAUUAGGACAAGAUCGUAGUCGAAAUACACCAUCAAAUCGUAUAUUACCUGGAAAUAAAUCGCAAACAUCUCCAAGCGUAUCUCAACAACAACAGCAUACCGUUGUGCCUUUAAACAUGGAAAGACUGUGGGCUGGUGAUUUAUCCCAACUGCCAGCAAAUCAACAAACUCAAGCUUUAAAUCUAAGUUCGUCGCAACAGCAACAAAGUAUCAAUCCGGUUGGAUCGAUAAUGUAUCUAAAUCGGCCGAAUAACACAAACGAUAUUAAACCACAAAUAAAUGCGACUGGAAUGACUACAUUAUUACCGGAUAGUGGUCAUUCGCAUCAUCCACACGACCCAACCGAUAAUCCAGACGAGGAAGAUCAACCGAUGAUUUGUAUGAUUUGUGAGGAUAAAGCGACUGGAUUACAUUAUGGUAUUAUAACAUGCGAAGGAUGUAAAGGAUUCUUUAAGAGGACGGUACAAAAUCGACGAGUUUAUACAUGUGUGGCCGAUGGUAAUUGUGAAAUUACAAAAGCACAACGAAAUCGAUGUCAAUAUUGUAGAUUUAAGAAGUGUAUCGAACAGGGGAUGGUGUUACAAGCGGUACGAGAAGAUCGAAUGCCUGGUGGUCGUAAUAGUGGCGCUGUUUACAACUUAUACAAAGUAAAAUAUAAAAAACACAAAAAAACAACAACCAAACAACAAGCAGCUCAACAACAGAAACAACAACAAUUAGCAGCUCAACAGCAACAGCAUCACGGACAUCCGGACAAGACCACAACCCAACUACAUCACUUACAACAACAUGGUGGACAUCAUCCACAUGGCAUCAUUAAAACAGAAACAUCAGCGGGUGUUACACAAAUUCCAGCACAUUUAGUGAACGGUACCAUUUUAAAAACAGCAUUAACAAAUCCAAGUGAAGUUAUCCAUUUACGACAGCGAUUAGAUAACAAUAAUCCUACAGUACAACAAUCGAACAUAAACAUGUAUCAUCCACGAUCAAACGUUGAUUCGAUUGAUCAAACAUUAUCAAUGAUACAAACAUUAAUUGAUUGUGAUGAAUUUCAAGAUAUUGCUACGUUACAUAAUAUUGAUGAGCUAUUAGAUAAUAAAACUGAUUUAAGUGAGAAAUUAUGUCAAAUUGGUGAUUCAAUUGUAUAUAAAUUAGUGCAAUGGACAAAACGUUUACCAUUUUAUUUAGAAUUACCUGUUGAAGUACAUACACGAUUAUUAACACAUAAAUGGCAUGAGUUAUUAGUGUUAACAACAUCCGCAUAUCAAGCGAUACAUGGUACAUCAUCAUCUGCAUCAGCUGUUACAAAUAAUCAAACGAAAUUAUCAUCAUUCAACUCUGAUCAUACGGAUAUUGAUUUUACACAGGAAGUUAGUACAAAUUUAUGUGUACUCCAAACUUGUUUAACAUCAAUGAUGGGUCGACCCAUAACAAUGGAUCAAUUGAGACAAGAUGUUGGUUUAAUGGUUGAGAAAAUUACUCAUGUUACAUUAAUGUUUCGGCGUAUAAGACUUACAAUGCAUGAAUAUGUUUGCCUUAAAGUGAUAACCAUGUUGAAUCAAGGACGUUCCGGUAAUGGAAAUAGUGGGAAUGCUAGUGGCGGUAACGCAGGUAAUACUGAAUUAGAAACAAUACAAGAACGUUAUGCAUCUUGUUUGCGUGCACUUACACAUCAUAUGCACCCGCAACAGCCGCAACGAUUUCAAGAACUUCUAAUUCGAUUACCUGAAAUUCAGUCAGCUGCCGCAUUAUUACUUGAAAGUAAAAUGUUUUACGUUCCUUUUCUAUUAAAUUCAGCGAUCCAAAGGUAG
This is a messenger RNA of Chrysoperla carnea, 3527 nucleotides long. RefSeq names its product hormone receptor 4 (gene Hr4). The record is from RefSeq and is a predicted model, not a curated record. The transcript has 8 exons. Gene Ontology annotation, molecular function: zinc ion binding; sequence-specific DNA binding; DNA-binding transcription factor activity. Bases 27 to 3527 code for a protein of 1166 amino acids. Lineage: Eukaryota; Metazoa; Arthropoda; Insecta; Neuroptera; Chrysopidae. Gene Ontology annotation, biological process: regulation of DNA-templated transcription.